Effrenium voratum is the source of this 634-nucleotide messenger RNA. NCBI's taxonomy places the organism in Eukaryota, Dinophyceae, Suessiales, Symbiodiniaceae. The record is from the annotation of a GenBank genome assembly.
AGCAGUUGGGGGAUGGUGACGCCUUGUGAGUUAUCAGCGAGUGGAGCAAAAGCGUCAUGGCAAAGCUGAGCACAGACAAGCACCACCAUCACCAUCAUCACCAUCACAAGGACAGAUCCUCUUUCAAAGACGGCCAGAAGCACACGACGCCUCCAGUCUCGGACCCAACCCGAGUCUUCUACGAGUCGCUCUUGGAAGAGAAGCCUGACAGCCCCAUUGCCAUCAGGUACUGCGUCGAGCAUGGGACGCUCUCCGCGGAGCUCCAUGGCGAAAUGCUGAAGAAGUACUUCCAGCUGCGGAAGGUGGGCUCGAGUUCCGUGGCUGCCAAGCUGGAUUCAUGACCUGAGGCGUGAGCUGCAUGCUUCAAAGAAUCUGCCGUAAGGCUGGGCAAGUGCAUAGGCAGUUGGGCCGUAUGGUCUCCGGCCUUCGACAUGUGAGUGCGCACCGGUUACAACGAGUACUCGCCGAAAGCACGGAGAAAGUACUGGGCACAAGUUUAGAGCGCGCCGACUCGCGCAGUAACCAGGUAUGCGCCAAAAGAUUGUGUAACUUGGCAUCGAACGUGAGAGCGCGAUCCAAGCGCGCUGGGCUGUCAGGGUUGGCUUUCUAUUUGUGUGACGUUCCUGCAUGCUGC